This is a messenger RNA of Penicillium lagena, 1797 nucleotides long. Its product is annotated as putative ab-hydrolase associated lipase. The coding region runs from base 1 to 1797 and encodes 598 amino acids. NCBI's taxonomy places the organism in Eukaryota, Fungi, Ascomycota, Eurotiomycetes, Eurotiales, Aspergillaceae. The transcript has a single exon. The record is from RefSeq and is a predicted model, not a curated record. Gene Ontology annotation, biological process: lipid metabolic process.
AUGUCGGUCACUGUUCCCUUCGACCCGCCCAUCCCAGCUAUUCCGCCGGACGCGGUGAUCAAGACCAACGAUGUAUCCUCCACUACAGUUUGGAAGGACCGCAACCCGAUAAUUGAAAAGCAGGACGAGCCAUUCAGACAUCCGCUAUUUCCAGCUUUGCCCUCAUACGGUGCACCCACCGCGCUCAGCAGGCUGCGUGACUACACGCUCGUCGCCAUUUCUUUUGUUCUGUCGCUCUCGUUCCUAACAGUGAUUUUCGUUGGAGCCUUGGUCACAACCUUUAUUACCGCACUUUCCGAUAUUUGGCAUCGGAUGCAUAACCAUCACCCGGAUACAGAAAGGGCAUUCUAUGCAGAGGAACAAGCCCGAAGAUCAGCAAGAGCCGAGGCAGAUCGCAGAUGGCAUCUAAGCCAGCAAAAGAGUGAUAGAGAUGAGGAACUGGGCUCUGAUGAGUGUCCUCCGCUGGAAGGCGGGAAGGACCCCAUCGUUUGCGACGUCGCGUACUAUGCGCGACGAGUCGGUUUGGAUGUUGAGACCUUUCGAGUUCAGACAGAGGAUGGCUUCAUAAUUACCCUGUGGCAUGUGUACAAUCCACAGGAAUACACGGCCCUGUCGGAGGAAGACAGGCGUGAGCGUGGAUCGGCCGUUUUUACACAACCCAGAGACGAAUCAUCCAGUCCCCAGUCCAAUCGUCGAUACCCCGUUCUUAUGAUUCAUGGGCUGCUCCAGUGCGCCGGCGCAUACUGCACCAAUGACGAAGACAGUCUAGCGUUUUAUCUCUGCAAGUCAGGGUAUGAUGUCUGGCUGGGCAACAACCGCUGUGGGCUUGAACCAGAACACACCUCUCUAUCCCCCUCCGAUCCUCGCAUGUGGUCUUGGGAUAUCCGACAUCUCGGCACUCUUGAUCUUACCGCACUCACGUCACGCGUUCUAUACGAAACUGGAUUCGAGAAACUUGGACUUGUGUGCCAUUCACAAGGCACCACUGAAACAUUCGUGGCGCUAGCCAAGGAGCAUCGCCCGGAACUUGGUGACCGCAUCUCAGUAUUUUGCGCGCUUGCACCAGCAGCCUAUGCUGGUCCAUUGGUUAGCAAACCAUAUUUCUGUUUUAUGCGGAUCCUUUCCCCAGGAAUGUUCCGUGUCUUCUUUGGCAUUCACUCUUUCAUCCCGUUCAUGAUGACGGCGCGCCGCCUUCUUCCCCCAAAGGCCUAUGGGGCUAUCGCAUACUGGGUAUUUUCAUUUCUCUUCGGCUGGUCCGACGCGCGUUGGGAACGUGAUCUGCGCAACCGCAUGUUCCAAUUUGCUCCCGUAUACGUGAGCGCUGAGUCCAUGCGCUGGUGGCUAGGAAGUGAAUGCUUCGCGAAGCAUAAGUGCAUUCUCUCCACACGCGAGGAAAGUCUCAGCGAGACGAUGGAAGACCGGCAGCAUCAACUCGCUGGAGAAACGGCCCGCGAGCAUGGCGAUGAUCCCCAGGAUGCAUGUCUUGCUCGCCGAGGAGAUACUGCUUGGUUUGGCCCACAGACUCCACCGUUUGCACUGUGGGUUGGCGGCUCGGAUGCUUUGGUUGAUGGUCAUCGACUCUUGCGUCGUUUUUCAAGCGGAAGAGAACCCCAUGUGCGUGUUGUCCACUCCAAGGUCAUUGCUGAGUAUGAGCAUCUCGAUGUCCUUUGGGCUAUGGAUGCGAUUGAGCAGGUUGGGAAGGAGGUCAGGCAGAUUAUUUGGACGACCAUGUCUGAGGAUGCGCGAAAGGUUUGCCGUGCUCCUCGCGGUGUCAAUAUACACCUGCUUGAUACAUGA